Poecilia latipinna (sailfin molly) is the source of this 7178-nucleotide messenger RNA. It is a transcript of the gene ttbk2a, whose product is annotated as tau tubulin kinase 2a. Gene Ontology annotation, molecular function: protein kinase activity; ATP binding. The transcript has 16 exons. The record is from RefSeq and is a predicted model, not a curated record. NCBI's taxonomy places the organism in Eukaryota, Metazoa, Chordata, Actinopteri, Cyprinodontiformes, Poeciliidae. Gene Ontology annotation, biological process: protein phosphorylation. The coding region runs from base 1149 to 4805 and encodes 1218 amino acids.
CCAGGAUAUCUCCAAAAAUGAAGAUUUCUGUCCCUGUGUGCGUUUGAAAACUGCUUUUUAUUUAUUUAUUUUUUUUCUUUUGGAGUAAUGGGUAAUGGCUUCCUCCUCGCUGAACGGCCUUUCAGCCCAGGACACACUACGAAUUGACACCAUCUUACUAGCUUCAGGCAGCAUCUUCACAAGGCCUUUGACUUUUGUUCUGGAGUUUAUUUGCACAGUUAGGACCAAAAUACAGACACCUGUGGAACAUGGGAUCGCCUUUAAGCAUCUAAAUUUACUAAAAAUAAAAUUUCCCUUUCUAUGUUCACUUCUACAGGUCAUAUUUAUCAUAACAUUUAUGUUAAUCGCGUUAACAUGAUAAGCAGCAAGACUCAAAUACUUAUUAAAGAGUUUUCCUGUUAGGCAUGGGUCACACAGAUAAACAUUUUCUAAAUCUAAUACUGACGUUGCAGAUGCAGUCUUCAACUCACGGGUUCCCUCUAGUGGUCUUUUAAAAAAUUGCACUUUUUCCAAAUUAAACCGAUUGCAUCAUUUCAUCAGAUGCACUGGAUUUUCUGUUUAGAUAAUGCGGUUUUUAUAAUAACAAUGAUAUUAGUAAUCGUAAAAAUAGUAAUACUAAGCGUAUUUAACAGACCAUCUACUGCGCGUGCGUGGAGCUGUAAAACUGUCAGCGCGCUUUAAAUGUCUCCCCGUGCGCGCGACCGAGCUGUUGCGAGGGGCGAUCGGAUCGGGGCCGCGCGCAGGAAAGCGGAUGACCACCAAGGAGCUGUCACGUCACGGAUUCGCAGCGAGAUGCUGAGGUGACAAGCAGAAGAGGGAACGGCACGACCUUUCUCCCCGUCCCUCCACACACACACACACACACAGUAUUUCCCCUCACACCGGUUCUGUUUUUUUUUUUCCUCCGAUCACGCCAACACCGCCUCCCCUCUCCCUCUAUCCCCAUGGACGGUCCGCGCGUCAUGGCAUUCCUCUCGUUGUCGUACGCGCCGCUUCGAAACCUUGAGGAUAUUUUGUAACCACACCCGGCUCUUCUUUGGAUCAAGGAUUGCCGAGGUCUCUGCAUCAGCUUCCAAAUGCCCAGCCCCGUGUGAGGCUCCUGGUCGAAGGGCAGCAGCGAGGGCAGCGUCCCCGGAUCCACAGGCGGGAUGAGCGGGGGAGCGGAGCAAGCUGACAUCCUGAGCGGCCUCUCCCUAGUCAAGGAGCGAUGGAAAGUGGUAAAGAAGAUAGGGGGCGGCGGUUUUGGGGAGAUCUACGAGGCACAGGACCUGCUGACGCGGGGCAGCGUGGCGCUGAAGGUGGAAUCGGCCCAGCAGCCCAAACAGGUGCUAAAGAUGGAGGUCGCCGUCCUGAAGAAGCUCCAGGGUAAAGAUCACGUGUGUCGCUUCGUGGGAUGUGGCCGCAACGACCGCUUCAACUACGUGGUGAUGGAGCUUCAGGGUCGAAACCUGGCAGAUUUGAGGAGGAGCAUGCCUCGGGGAACGUUCAGCAUCAGCACCACCCUGCGUCUGGGGCGCCAGAUCCUGGAGGCCAUAGAGAGCAUCCACUCUGUCGGAUUUUUGCAUCGGGACAUCAAACCGUCCAACUUCGCCAUGGGCCGCUUCCCCAGUACCUGUCGGACUUGCUACAUGCUGGACUUUGGCUUGGCUCGUCAGUUCACCAACUCCUGUCAGGAGGUCCGCCCUCCUCGUCCAGUCGCAGGGUUCAGGGGAACAGUUCGCUACGCCUCUGUGAAUGCGCACAAGAACAAGGAGAUGGGUCGUCAUGACGACCUGUGGUCUCUCUUCUACAUGCUGGUGGAGUUUUUGGUCGGGCAGUUGCCGUGGAGGAAGAUUAAAGACAAAGAACACGUGGGGAAACUGAAGGAGACUUACGACCAUCGCCUGAUGCUCAAACACCUGCCGGCAGAGUUUGGCGUAUUCUUGGAACACAUUUCCAGCCUUGACUAUUACACCAAGCCUGACUACCAGCUGUUGAUGUCGGUGUUCGACAACAGCAUGAAAACCUACAACGUUGUGGAAAACGACCCUUACGACUGGGAGCGAACCAGCACAGACGGCACUCUGACGAUCAGCGCCAGCGCCACAACACCGCAGCAUCACACCCGACUCACUCCCGCGCAGAUGGGCAUUGUGAACGCCUCUCUGAUCCCCGGCGACCUGCUGAGGGAGAACACAGACGAGGUUCUGCAGGACGAGCAGCUGAGCGACGUGGAGAACAACCCCGGCCCCGACCGCGUGCCGGGCUCCCCCCACCACCAGCAUCGCAACCAGGAGGCCGACGUCUGGGAAGAGCUGGACCGAAACCGGAACCGGGUCAGGACGGGACACUGGAAGGCUGCGGCAGAGGAGGAACAAGGCAACAACCAGGCCAGACAAGGACACCAGAGCCCCUACGCAGGGCCGAGUCUGGGCUCUCCCGUCAAACCGCACUCGGAGGCGGUGGCUUCCGAUCGGGAGGGCCCUCUCCUGAGGAAGCUCCGCAACAUCCACAGCUUGGAGCUGGAAAGGAGGCUGGGCCUGGAGUCAAAGUCCAGCCCAGAGCGUCUCCUGGAUAACUGUUCAGGGAAACAGCAGUUUGGCGCCCAGCACCAGGCCAAGGAGGCUGCUGUCGUCCCAGCAACUCAGGGUCAAGCUGGGUCCGCCGGGGAGCGCCCCGAUCGCGUCUGGCAUUACGACGAGGAGUUCCUGUCCGGAGCUGGUUCUCCUAAACCGGCUUCGCCGGGGUCUUUUGAGCAGGGAGAGGGGGCGGCCAGUAGUGGUGGCUUUGUGGCGCUUAAUCUGAGCUCUGGGAGGCAGGACAUUGACUCGAGGGAGUGGGUAAUGGUGGAGCGACCCGGUGGCUCCCCCGGAGCCAAAGCCACAACAAGCCCAUCGGAGGAGGAUGAGGAGCCGGAGGUGCUCCAACCGGAGGAAGCAUCUCCCGGAUGGGAAAAGAGAAGCCCGACCCCUAACUCUGGCAAAGCCAAGCAAGAAAGCGCGGCUUCCUCCAAAGGAAGCGUAAAAGUGGACAAGUUGGAGCUCAGUGUGGGCCCCGGGGGGGCUCUGCCUCCUAUUACCCCAACCAGCCCAGCUGAAGCUCUGGCUGAGGGAAUCCUGACUCAGUUCCCCACCUCUCCUCCGUCUCUACCCGAGGAGGUCUUGGCGCGGACGUCCAGCCCCAUCCCGCUGCGCUCUCCCAGCCCUCACACCCUCCUCACAACGCUGUCGGACCCGCUGCACCUGCGCCAGUCAGCGGGCUUGAGGCGCAGCCAGUCCGCCGACCAGCAGCCGCAGCAGGAACGCCCGUCCUCCUCUACCUCCUCCCUCCCUCUGCCAACAAACCCUUCCCCGGGCGCUCGCUCGCCCAGUCGCAGGAAGCUGCCGGCCAUCCCCGCCGGUGCCGCCAAUGCCAAGUUCCCCUCAGUCAUACGUAUCACCCGCGCCCAGCUUCAGCAGCUGACAGCUCAGCGUCCUUCAGGUCUGUCCUCGCAGUCGGGAUCAGACAGCGCUCCACAGUGCCUCCUGCUGGAGAGGCGUGGUGAUGCUGAAGGUGAGACUCAGCAGAUAGACUCCCAGCAGGAACACGCCCCCACCCAUCCGGGGACGCCGACGGACCCGCUGGCUGAAACGGUGGCGAAUGGGGACGCUCACGCCAAAGCUCAAAGCCCCGUGCCAAGCCGCGCGUCUUCUCCUCGCUCCCCCCGCUCCGCCCACUCGCCUCCUCAGUUCUCUCCUCGCAGCCCCCUUUUUGCCAACGGCUGCGUCUCUCCGCCUUGCAAUGCCCGAGCCGCCGGAGAGCUCUUGAAACACAAAGACCCCAACAAUGACGCCACCCCGGCCCCAUGUGCGACAGAGGCACAGACUAGGGAGGAAGACAGGGGAAAUGUGACUCUUACCCCCUCCUGCUCCUCGUCCGCUGCCCCCCGCAAGGACUCCAGUCGCAGGCAAAGUCGCAUCCCUGUGCUUGAGCCCUCUAGCUUGCUCGAGCUCCCCCCUCCGGGGUCAGCCAAGGAGAAACUUUUGCAGAAAAAAGCCAGCCACCAUGGCCCCGUCCCCUCUCCCACCGCCUCCCCGUCCCUCUCUGACCGCCGCGGCGCCGCCAUAGCCUCCCUUGUCAGGGACCCGCUGUCGUCCGCCUCCGACCGCUCUCAGGACGAGGACUCCCUCGUCGGCUCCCGCUCCGACCGCCAGGGGGACGAAGGUCUGUCCUUGUCCUCCUCCUCCAGCCCCCUCUCUCGGAAGAGCAGGAUCCCUCGUCCCGUUCACUCGGCCGUCUCCGCAGAGCAGCUGACCGCCCAGUUCCUGCCGCGCCCGCCCCCGGGGAAGCCACCUUGUCGCGCCCCAGUGGAGGGCAGACUCAGGCGCUACCGCAUCCGGGCCGGCAGCACCAGCGACUCGGACCUCCUGUCGUGCAUCGCUCAGUUGAUGCAUGGCGCCCGCGGCUCCCCACUUCACCACCGCUCCCCGGUGCAGCACGGGACCUCCAGGACGGGCGUCUGCAGCCUGACCAGCUCCCCGCAUCACCACCACCAUCACCACCAUCACCACCGCAGCUCCAGCGCCUCGCCGCGCAGCUCCUCCUCGCUGCAGCGCUCCGUCAGCUCCUCGCCGUCCCGCCAUGAGCACCGCGGCGGAGGCGGCGGGGGCUGCCUGGGCCGGAGCCACUCGCCACCCAGCUUCUCGGGGUCGCCGCCUCCGCGCCGCUUCUACCUCCACCACCAGGAGACGUGUUGCAGUCGGCAGGCGCGCGCGAGCCCGCUCCACCUGUCCCGGGGAAAGGGCUGCAGCCGAGAGGGCAAGUGCUCCAGCAAGCUGAGCAGAUAAUUUCGCAACCGGAUUGUAAACGCCAUAGCAAAGGAAGUGAGGAUUCCAGUGAUGAUAGGAUAGACGUCAGUCGGAAAAUAAGCCUGAGUCUUCCUGUCCAGUCAGUAAAACACCUAGUUCCUCUUCUGUAUUUAGUUCCAGACCUCCUUCUCUUCCAAGUGUUCCCCUCCUCCCGUGUUUGCACACAGGGUUUGUCUGACCUUUCAGAUGUUUUGACUACUUGCUAACUUAAAUAUCAGCUUUCGUUUCAAUUUCAUCUUUCAAACUGAGCCUCGCAGGUAUAACUAGCAAGAAAAAAGAAAAAGGCUGCAUCCGGAUACUCGUUUUACUAAAGCUGUGUCUUUAUCAUGCUGCAGGCAGUAGUAUAACAUAGAACAAUAGCAAUGUUGAGCCUUUAACUUUGACCUAUCCUGUACAUUGACAUAUACCAAUCAGGCAUAACAUAACCACCCUCAGGUGAUGGGGCAGCUUUGACUGAGUAGUAGGGAGCAAGUGAAUAUUUUCUCCUCAAAGCUGAAAAAAAUCUGUGAGGAUUUGUGUGAGUUUGACAAGAGCCAAGUUGUUCUGGGUUCAGUAUCUCUAAAGCUGCCGUUCUUUUAGGUCGAUCCCUGUCUGCUGUGGUUGGUAUCAAUUAAAAGUGGUCCAAAGAGGGAGCAAUAGCAGGUCGGCGAAGUUGAGCGGUAUAAGCCGACGAGUCUGGGUGGAUCUGUUUGGUCCGACCAAACAAAUGAAAUACUCCAGCUCGAUUGCUUAAGAGAAUAGUGCCAUUUCUAAUAGAAAAGUUAGAAAAGUGUCACAACACGCAGUGCAUCAGAGUUUGUUGCGCAUGUGGCUGCAUGCAGCACCCUCCUCAGCAUGACGCUGGCCCCCCCAAAGCCCCCCCCCCCAAACCCCCUGUUCACUGCUGCACAACAAUGGCCAGGUGAGCAUCUGAACUGACCCAAAGCAAUGAAACGAAUUUUGGCCGGUGAAAGGGACGAAAUCACCUUUUCCUUCAGAUCAAAUGGAUCCCAGGAGAAGAGGUGUAAUGCUUUUGAUGAUGUUUCAUUGGGUUUUGUCACUUUCACCAGGUGGCUGUUGUAUUAUUGUAGACCACGCUGAACAUACUUUCGUGGAAGUGAUGAUCCCUAGUGGGUUUGGUCUCUUUUAGCAGGACAAUGUGCCCGACGGCGGAACAAAAUUGUUUCAGGAAUGCUGCUAGGUUUUGACUUGGCCUCUAAUUCCUCCAGAUCUCACUGGAGUCAAGCCAUUUUUGGAUGUGCCGAAACAUUUUUGCAACUUACGGGACCUAGAAGGAUCCUGGACACCCUACCACACUUUCUGGGGGUUUACUGGAGUCCAAAACCUCGAUGGGUCAGAGCUGUUUGGCAGCCGAUACCGACCCGCUACCAGGCAGGUGGUUAUAACGUUAUGCCUGAUUAGGUAUUAGUAGCGGUUUAAUCCUUGUUUUUUUUUUUUUUUUUUAAUGCACUUGGGAAUUACAGAGUAGCUGAUUCCAACUCGAUGAAGAAUUUGCCUCGGUUCUGCUUUUGGAGGCUGCACGCAGGGUAUUAUAGUACGUUUUUUGCUAAAGUAAGCUAUACUUUGUCUAAAGUUGUUUUUAUUGAAGUAUUUAUUGUAAAGCUUCUUCUGACCUCCUUCCCCAGACGUGUGACCCGUCACAUUAAGUGUUUAAUCGGAGGGAUCGCUCGGUGGCCCUCUAUACAAUCAGCCGUGUAAAGUGCGUGACAUCGCGCACCUUUUUGUGCCUACUGUGAUGCUGUGAGGUUAACUUAGGAUCUUUAGGACAGGAAUAAGUGGAUCAUGAUUUUUUUUUUUUUUUCUCAAGUGGUCACGGUUGACGUAGCCUGAACAGCAUAAGGUGCGUUACUGGUGAGUAAUGCAUGGACGCAGACGUUUCUCUCAGCAUGUGCCUUGGCACUUUGGGCAGCUUAAAGAUUUACUCUCAUGUGUUUGUAAUUUGGGAAUAAAAGGCCAAAAAGACUUGUGCCAGCACUUAAAAAGUUGAACCUUUACAUUAAUCUUUAUUUCUUUGACCAAGGUAGCAAGAUGGACAUUUUGUAGUUUUUGGACAAAGUAGCUCUUACUACUUGGGGGUUGGGGGAGGGAAGGUUAUAGGUUUCAGGGUUGAUGUAUAUCUAUGUGUCGCUGUUUUUGGCUUUGAACAAAAGCAACCUCAAAAAACAAAACAAAACAAAACAAAAAAAAAAACAACAAAAAACCCUCUGAUAAUACAGAAAAUCGAGGCCAUAUGAACAUGCAUUUCACAAAUCAAAACACUGCUUCAAACCUCCAUGUAUCCUGCACUGAAGACCGUUCCUGGCUGCUGUUUUAUCAAUUUUAUCUUAACUCCUUGCUACGCCUCCUCCUUCU